Messenger RNA from Ipomoea triloba (trilobed morning glory), 1295 nucleotides. RefSeq names its product ABA-inducible protein PHV A1-like. The record is from RefSeq and is a predicted model, not a curated record. The coding region runs from base 57 to 1106 and encodes 349 amino acids. The transcript is spliced from 2 exons. Lineage: Eukaryota; Viridiplantae; Streptophyta; Magnoliopsida; Solanales; Convolvulaceae.
UCCAAAUCUCAUUUUUCUCUUCAACGUAACGUUCAAUCACAAACGCAGAAAUUGAAAUGGCGCCAUCAAGCAUUCUUAGGCCGUUGGCGGUGGCGAUAAUCAUUAUGUUGGCGUUGGCGGCGGUGUUGACGCCUGCCGUCGGAGGCAAAUACCACGCUGACGACGAAGACGACGAGCUGUUGGAAGAGGCAAUUGAAUCAGAACUGAAGACGGUGGUGGAUGAUGCUCAUCGGCAGAAGGAGGCGAAGGAUCAGAGUUCGGAGUCGUGGACGGGAUGGGCCAAGGAUAAGCUCUCCGAGGGCCUAGGUCUCAAGUCUACCCCCCACGACGGCGACACCUACGACGCCGCCAAGAACAUUAAGGACAAGAUCACCGACUCUGCUUCCGGAGCAGGGCAGUAUGCAGCGGGUAAAGCGGAGGAGAUUAAGAGGGCAGCCAGCGACAAGGCCGGAGAGGCCAAGGACAGGACGUAUGAGGCGUCGGGGGACGCCAAGCAAAAGGCCGCCGGCGCCGCGGAGAAAGCUUACAACAAGAUGGGGGAGGCCAAGGACAAGGCGGCGGAGACGGCCAAGCAAGCCUACGACAAAACCGGCGAGACCAAGGACAACGCAAAACAAAAGGCGGCGGAGAAAGCCGGAGAGACAAAGGACAGGGCAUACCAAACCGCCCAGGACGCAAAAAACAAGGCGGCGGAUACCGCGGAGAAAGCAUACGAGAAAACAGGGGAGUUCAAGGACAAAGCGUACGAGAAAAUGGAGCAAUCCUCGGAUAGGAGACGAGAAGCCGAAGAAAAAACGCGGCAAGCCGCGAAGGACUUGGGAGAGAAGGCGGCGGAGAAAGCGAAGGAAGCGAAAGACGCGGCGGCGGGAACAGCGAAGAAAGCGGGAGAGCAAGGGAGCGAGAAGAUGGGAUGGGCGAAGGAGAAAGCCAAAGAAGGGUACGAGGCGGCGAAGAACAAAGCAGGGGAAGCCUACGAAUCCGCUAAGGACACAAUCGCAUCAAACCUCGGAUCCGCCAAGGAGAAGUCGCGAGAAAUGAAGGACAACGUUGUUUGCAGCGACAAAGCAUGUAACACCAAAUCCAAACACCGCGACGAGGAGCUCUGAUCUGAUCUAGCUUUAAUGUAAUCCCACUUGGUUUUUUUCUUUUUUUGGAUCUUGUUAUAAAGAUAUGAAAAUGGUUUAUCGUCAGAUGUUUUAGAUUGAUGGAGUGGACUUUGGGGUUUUGUUUUGUAGGCAUAAAUAUUUCGGGACUCCAUUAUCGCUUUAGGCCCAAGCUAAUAAUAUGAACAAGUU